Sinocyclocheilus anshuiensis is the source of this 1188-nucleotide messenger RNA. RefSeq lists its product as uncharacterized. Gene Ontology annotation, cellular component: membrane. NCBI's taxonomy places the organism in Eukaryota, Metazoa, Chordata, Actinopteri, Cypriniformes, Cyprinidae. Bases 43 to 1188 code for a protein of 381 amino acids. The record is from RefSeq and is a predicted model, not a curated record. The transcript is spliced from 14 exons.
UGUUACAGCGAUGGAUUUUUAUUGGAGCCUGAAUGUCAAGGAAUGGAUAUCAAACAUGGUGUACCAGCACAAAACGGUGAAGCCCCUUUCAAGAUCGAACCAGAAUAUAUAGAAGUGACAGAUUCUGAACUGGGAACGGAGAAUAAUGUCUCGGUUACGGCUUAUCCGGCUGGAUUUAGAGGUUUCAUGUUGGACGCUCGUAAGUGUGAUAAGUGCGAGUCUGCUGGCAUGUUUUAUUUGACUGACCCGGACAACAGCGCACUCAUCUGUGGUGGCCAUGCUGUGGCUCAAACUAAUAACCAAAGAAAAACAAUAGUUCAAGUGUUGUGGACCCCCGAAGAGACUGGAGUGUUUUUCUUCAGUGCUGCAUUCGUUGAAGAAUACAGUAAGGUUUGGCUAAGGAAGGCAAUCAUAUUCACGUCGACUGCACCACCAACCACUGAAGCCACCAGUCACAGUACACAAACAAGUCCAACAGAUGUGUCACAGACACAGACUGCACCACCGACCUCUGAAGCCACAAGUACACAAAAAACCCCAACUACAAGCCCAACAAUAUUUACAACAACAUCAAAUAUAGACUCACAUGCUACAGUUGCACCAGCAUCGCCGCCUCGAUGUGUACAAUAUACGGUAUGUAGACUACAUGCAUGCUGCUACAUUACAUGUGCUUUAGCACUGUUAUUAUUCAGUCGACUGUGUUUUCUUGGAGGCUCUUCUCUCCUGAUGAUCAUCAGACCAGUAUCGAAAAUGGCCACCAUGAUUGCGUCUGGCUUUGAACUAGCCUCCAAAACUAUUGCUGUCAUCUUCAUACUAAUAAAACUAAUUAAAUAUGAGUGUGUGUGUGAGUGUGAUAGUUUGCAGAUUGUGUUUACUGCUUUGACAGUGGCUGCCAUGGCUUCAAGCCUGCUGCACACUCUCACUGUUUUCCUUCACUGUGGACCAAGCCAUGAAUUAAGGAAGUGUUGGCUCUGUGCCAUCAUAACUUUUGGCCUAAUGAAUACUAUCAUUACAACAACUGCAAUAUUCUUUGGAAUAUGGUGCUUUCAAGAGCGCUGGCUGCCAUCAUUAAUGGGAAUUUUUGUUAUUUGGGAGUUCAUGCUUUAUCUGGGCUCAGUUUGCUUUGAACAGAUGGGAAAGUACCAGUCAAGAAAAAAUCAGAAUCAUGUUCUGGAAAAGAGGGACUAA